This is a messenger RNA of Emys orbicularis (European pond turtle), 1632 nucleotides long. Its product is annotated as zinc finger protein 436-like. Gene Ontology annotation, molecular function: DNA-binding transcription factor activity, RNA polymerase II-specific; RNA polymerase II cis-regulatory region sequence-specific DNA binding. Lineage: Eukaryota; Metazoa; Chordata; Testudines; Emydidae. Gene Ontology annotation, biological process: regulation of transcription by RNA polymerase II. The record is from RefSeq and is a predicted model, not a curated record. The transcript has 5 exons. The coding region runs from base 1 to 1632 and encodes 543 amino acids.
AUGAAUAGUGGUACUGGGCCGGUGACCUUUGAGGAGGUGGCUGUGUAUUUCACCAGGGAAGAUUGGGCUCUGCUGGACCCCGCUCAAAGAGCCCUCUGCAGAGACGUCAUGCAGGAGAACUAUGAGAAUGUGACCUCGCUGGGGUUUCCUGUUCCCAAACCUGAUGUGAUCUCCCAGCUGGAACGAGGGGAGGAGCCGUGGGUCCUGGAUCUCCAGGGCUCUGAGGAAGGAGACAUCCCGAGAGCUGCCUACACAGGUGCUGGGAUGGUGAGUGAGAACAAGGAGCAGAACCCUGAGCAGGAAGUUGCUGAGCAAGUGGAAGCACAUGGGGGAUUAUCACAAGGAUCCCAAGGGAAUGUGUCCAGGCGUCAUGUGAAGGGGAAAGCCUGUGAGAGCCAGCACAGGCCAGAGAGGCAGCAGGGAAACCAGCCCAGGGAGAAAGUGGGCAAAUCCAUUAAUUGUCAGGGGACUCACCAGGACUCCAAGGAAAUCACAGCCCAGCAGAGAAUACCCACAGAAGAGAGAAAAAACACAUGCACUGAGUGUGGGAAACACUUCACUCUGAACUCCACCCUCAUUAGACAUCAGCGGAUCCACACGGGAGAGCGACCCUACAAAUGCUGUGAGUGUGGGAAACAGUUCAGUGAGAAAUCAAACCUUAUUACACAUCAGACAAGCCACACAAGAGAAAGACCCUAUGAGUGCUGUGAGUGCGGGAAAAGCUUCACUCGGAGCUCUACCCUUACUAGACAUCAGAGAAUCCAUACAGGAGACAGACCCUAUGAGUGCUGUGAGUGCGGGAAAAAGUUCACUCAGAGCUCAGUCCUUAUUAAUCAUCAGAGAAAGCACACAGGAGAGCGCCCCUAUACAUGCUGUGAGUGCGGGCAAACGUUCGCUCAGAGCUCAGCCCUAUUUAAACAUGAGAAGAUCCACACAGGAGAGCGACCCUACGAAUGCUCUGAGUGCGGGAAACAAUUCAUUGAGAAAUCAAAAUUUAUCAAACAUCAGGCAAGCCACACGGGAGAGAAACCCUAUGAAUGUUGUGAGUGCGGGAAACAGUUCAGUGAGAAAUCAAACCUUAUUACACAUCAGACAAGCCACACAAGAGAAAGACCCUAUGAGUGCUGUGAGUGCGGGAAAAGCUUCACUCGGAGCUCAUCCCUUAUUAGACAUCAGAGGAUUCACACAGGAGAGAGACCGUAUAAAUGCUGCCACACAGGAGAGAGACCCUAUGAGUGCUAUGAGUGCGGGAAAAGGUUCACUCAGCGCUCAGGCCUUAUUAAUCACCAGAGAAUCCACACAGGAGAGCGACCCUAUACGUGCUCUGAGUGCGGGAAAAAGUUCACUCAGAGCUCAGGCCUUAUUAAACAUCAGAGGAUCCACACAGGAGAGAAACCCUAUGAGUGCUGUGAGUGCGGGAAAAACUUCACUGAGAGUUCAUCCCUUAUUAGACAUCAGGGGAUCCACACGGGAGAGAGACCAUAUGAAUGCUUUGAGUGUGGGAAAAGCUUCACUUUUAAAUCGGACCUUAUUAAUCAUCAGAGGAUCCACCCACGAGAGCAGCCUGUGAAUGCGGGAAAAGUUUCAUCCGGAGCUCACACCUUAAUAGACAUCAGCGAUGUCACAGGAUAG